AUGCAGACUAGGACCCUGCAACGCAUAAAGAGCGCGAGACGAUCUGUAAUUACUGCGUCGUGUAUUGCAUUCGGCAUGACCGUCUACGUACUCUACUCGGGCACCGCGCGCCCUUGCUUAUUCAGCAUGCUGGUCUGGUUCCUUUUCGGGGGAGACUACGACGCCAAGAUCCAGUCUCUGACCCCUUGGGUGCUCGCCUGCACCGGUGCAAUCCCCCUUGCAGUUCCGGUGAUAAUGAGAGUCAUCACGACAGCUCAGUUCAGGAUGAUACCGGUACAGCUCAACCUUCCGUUAACCCGGAGUUUUCACCAGCCUACGUCUGCGUUCACCCUCGCUAUGGUCAACGAGGUGGUUCGCGCAGGGACUCGAAAUAUCUAUAACCCAACCAGGGGGUUUGCGGGGGUCCAUAUGCCAUCGCAGCGGUGGAGGGGUCCUGCGUCCGUCCUGAGUGCGGCUCGCCUGCUGUUCGGUGCCCUGCGCGCUGGUGAACCUGAGCGAGACGUGAAGAAGCUGCGCGUGACUGUUCGCAUGCUCCUCAAGAAGCAGGCCGCAGAGCAGCAGCAGGAUGCCCUGGCUCAGAUCCAGCAUGAUGCUUCCAUUGCGGGACGCUACGAUGGAUAG
Messenger RNA from Anthostomella pinea, 621 nucleotides. NCBI's taxonomy places the organism in Eukaryota, Fungi, Ascomycota, Sordariomycetes, Xylariales, Xylariaceae. The record is from the annotation of a GenBank genome assembly.